Messenger RNA from Suillus fuscotomentosus, 2553 nucleotides. RefSeq lists its product as uncharacterized. Lineage: Eukaryota; Fungi; Basidiomycota; Agaricomycetes; Boletales; Suillaceae. The record is from RefSeq and is a predicted model, not a curated record. Bases 1 to 2553 code for a protein of 850 amino acids. The transcript is spliced from 5 exons.
AUGCAGAGUCAGAAUGAAUAUCUCCGGCAAUGGAAGCGCAAGUUCAAGGACUACAUAAAUUUACUCAUGGUCCGAGAAACCCCUCCUCUGGACCAGCUUUGUGAAGUUUGCAAGAAGGAUGGGGUUUAUAAAUGCCACAGGUGUUUCAACGAGCCCCUGUUUUGCACAGAGUGCUGCAGAACCCAGCAUCAAAGACAUCCUUUCCAUCGCAUCAGUCAAUGGACCGGAUCAUUUUUUCAAGAAACUUCACUUAUGAAAGUCGGCCUGCACAUUCACCUUGCUCAUGAUGGCACUCCAUGUCCCAGCAGCACUGAAUACUCAUCAGACCUCUUUGAAUGGUCAGAUACCGAUGAACAUAUAGACCAUAAUGAUUAUCCGGAGGGAACUUCCAUUCCACUUGUCGCAGACUCAGAUCAUCCGGCUACAACCAUAGUCGACAAAUCCAGUGUUCACUCCGUAUCCAUAUGGUAUUGCCACUGCCCCGGAGCUCUAAACCCGGAUAUGCAGCUCUUUCAAGCAGGCUUAUUUCCAGCAUCCUUCACCAGACCAAAAACUGCAUUCACAUUCUCCGUGUUGGACGACUUUCUGCUAGACAACCUGGAAUGUGGUACAUCAGCCAUGAAUUACUACAGUAAGAUCUGGAGGCUAACCUCCAGCAUCUUUCCAUUGAUGGAUCGCUACAGAGAGCUCAUGAGGACUGCCAGACAAUGGUGUCAAUGUAAGCUCUACAAGUGGCAUGGGUUUGCCCAUAAAAACGAUGAGCCUAAGACCGGUGACCUCGCCCUAUUCUGUCCGGCAUGUCCUCAACCGGGGAUAAAUUUGGACCGGUCAACCGGUAUGGCCACUCAGCCGGACGACACCCCUUCCUGGCUCUUCACCAGGACUUUGGUCAUGGAUGGUAAUUUUAAAGCCGAGCACCUCCAUCUGGUGAAUCCAUCUGAUGAAGUAUCAUUGAUUGAUGGUCUUGCAUUCAUGGUCGGAGAUGAAAGAUACAAGAGUCAUUUGGCUGUUGCCCAAGACCAUGUCCAAAAGUCAGAUUGUAACAAUCACCACGCAGUCAAUCAAGCCAAUGCCUCUCGACAAAAGCUAGAGGCCACAGGUAUAGGAGGAUGUGCAUGUGCACGGCAUGGAUGUUUUGUCCCACAUUCCAUGGUGGAUUUUCAGAAGGGUGAAAGGCAGAUGAACAUGGACUAUGCCUUGAGUCAAGCACUCAACUACAAUACAGAUGGAAUCUCACGAGCAAUAAUGUUCUAUGAUAUAAAUUGUCAGUAUAAUAAGUUUCUCAAGGACCGGAUUGCAUCAAGCAUGUAUCUGUCCAUCCCCAUUGGCAUGGAUAUCAUUCCUGGAAUAGGUUUGUGGCAUGUGCAUGGCCAUCAGGACAGCUGCUAUGUCCGGUAUGCAUCGAAUUUUAUCCAUGGGACUGGCAGGAUAGACGGAGAGAUCAUGGAAACACUCUGGGCAUCUUUAAACAUAAUCUCCCCUUCAGCCAGGGGCAUGGGAACUCCUCAUCACAAGGAGGUAUUGGAUUAUCAGAUGAAUGAUUCAAACUUCAUGAAAAUGAUUUGCAUAACCAAGUUUCUUUGCAGAAAGUUUAAAGAGGCUGUUCAGGGUGCUGCAGAGAGCACACUCUCAUUCCAAAAUCUUAACGAGACAGUUCAGCCUGCCAUGGUCAUUCUUUGGGAAGCAGAGGAGGCUGUUGCUCAGGCAAACAGACUGGAGGAUCCAACAGCCAUGGACAUUUAUGAGGUCCGGUUGGAAAAAGGCAAGUUAGCCCGACUCAGAGAUAAGCUGCAAACUCGCAUUACAAGCUUUCUUGAGAUGGCACCUACCUAUCUUGGAUUUGCAGUUGAUGGCAAUGAACAGGAUUCUCCGGUAGACACGGUUCAUAAUUCACCGGAUGAAGAUUAUUCCGAUCUCGAUGAUGAUCACAAUCCGGAUCCGGAUCCGGAAACACAUCAUGCCUCCAUCUUUCAACCUGAGCUCACUAUCUUACCUUUGCCUUCCAACCUCGGUAUAGUGAGAUGCAAUGAAUUGGGUCUCACCGAUCUCAUGAAAGAAGAAACUGCCCUUCGUGAAGGUCAGGCCAAUGACGCCCUUCAUGCAAUUAGAGUUCAUUUGGGAGAUAAAGCUGUUAUAUUCCGGAAUACUAUCCGGUCAGCCAAGUCACAAGCCUCCUCCACCAGGGCAUGGACUCAGGUUUGCUCGGUGGAAAUGGUAGUCAAUCUCAAUGCCAGGAUAUAUUCAAAAUGUCGGUUGCAGCUAGCCAAACUCCCUGAUCACAACCUCCUGAAGAAAUAUCUUCCGCUAAAGAAAGAACACCUGAAGGCAAACACUGCAGUUGCAGAUCCAAAUGCACGUGGUCAGAGGGACGCUACUCUCACAUGGUUCUGGUCAAUCAAUGUUCAGGGUGAUACAUCCGGAAAUGACUGGAUGACAGAAUGUGAGUAUCCUGCAUAUCCGUUGAUAUUGGGUGAUCCGGUCUCACAUAUUGCAACAACAGUCUAUCAAGUCAAUUGGCUCCGGACAAAGGCCCUGUGCGAUCAGUUGGAAUGA